Molecule: messenger RNA, 1090 nt
Organism: Ectocarpus siliculosus
Lineage: Eukaryota; Phaeophyceae; Ectocarpales; Ectocarpaceae
Source: the annotation of a GenBank genome assembly
AUGCUCACCAAGUUCAGCGUGCAGAAUGCGACAUAUUCGUUGAACGGCGCUCUGCGGGUUUCUCCGUUCGGCGAGCACCCCCGCUCGUCUUCGGUGGAAAGCCUAGACCAGGUAGAGCCAAUUGUCGCGGGUGUUCUGGUCAGUAACAUGGGCACGGUGUGUGGGGCAAUGCUCAUGGUGGUGACUGGCGCGGCGUUUGCCGGGUGCUUGUGCUGUCACUCGCGCAAGGCUUUAGACGUGUACGAUCGUGACCAGUUGAUCCGGGCAAUCUCAUUGCCGAGCGGGGAAGGAGCGGAUGGCAAGCCCGCGGCGAUCAAAAUAUACGUGCGCCAAGAGCAGGACAACGCCUUUAGUAUCGUUAUAUCAGACGAUGGUGUGUACAGGGGGUGCGCGGGGCUGAAGAAAAGGCUUUUGGCAAGUAUGAAAAGUGACUCAGAUGUUCUCGAGAAUUCGGUACACAGUAUGUCCGGGUCAGGGGUGCUGCCUUUGGGAACUAGAGAGCUUACGUUCGACGGCGUUCGGUCCUCGACGGCUGACUCUGACGGACCUCACCAGCAUGCAGAACCAGACACACACCAGCGUCGUUCUCCAGUUCCAGUUCCAACUCCGGCUCGAACUCCGGCUCGAACUCCGGCUCGAACUCCGGCUCGAACUCCGGCUCGAACUCCGGCUCGUCGAACGACUGUGGUGGGAUUGGUGGCUUCUCCUGUCCGAGGGGCCAGCGUGGGAGCUACUCCUCGCCGGCAAUUAGCGUUGACGUUGGAAGACUUGGAAGGCUCCUCGAGCACUACGGUUGGCACCACUGUCGAGGAUCGUAGCUUGGUAGCCAGCGAGGUCCCCAGAGGCGACCGGACAGCGUCAAGCACGAGGGCUAGGAAGUCAAUCGGGCGGGACGACGUCGAGGCACCGGCGCCAGCCGCAGAGUGAUGUGGUGUAGAGUAGGCGGUCGGCAGAAGUUCCGACUUUUUGUGCGAUGCCUGCAAGAUUAGUUUGGAGCUGUAGGGCGGGUGGGCCAGGAUUGCGCAGUAAUCUGGUGCUUCGCGCUUGGGUACUGUUGCAUGGGCUUCGCGGUUGUCCCCGUUGCUGCUGU